AUGGGUCCAUCAGAAACAGAAAGUGUUGACAGAGGAUUUCAAAAUCCAGAUUGGGAAACCGAGUUUAACCGCUUCGAACAGGCGAUUUCGUCUGGUCCUGCUCCAGUUCGUAUACGAUUCGUUAUAAAGCUAUCAGAUUUGGCAAAUCAAUUACCGGAGAGUAUUCUAUCCCGUGCAAUCCCUAUCCUCGCCGGUCUUCUUCGCGUCUCCGAUGAUCCCAGUCAUUCCGUUCAGGCGGCUGCCGCCCAUUGCUUGAAACGUAUCGCCUGUCGCGGCGGUGAAGAUGGCGCGUUUGCGGUGGCGAUGGGGAGGUGCGGUGUGAUCGCUGGCUUGCUGGGGUUAUUACUCGAGGCGAAUUCUAAUGGUAAUAAUACGUUCCGAAAGAUUUUGGUGAAAUGUUUGUGGAGUUUAGUUACUUUCGGAUCUUCGAUUCGAAUUGGCUUGGCUAGGUUAGGUGGUUUAGAGGUUGUGAUCCGUGAAUUGAACAAUUGGGAAGACGAUGGAAGUAGAUGGUGUUUGUUAGAGAUCCUUAGUGCUCUGACGACAAUACGAGAGAGCAGACGCGUUCUUAUCCAUACGGGAAGCUUAAAGUUUCUUGUGGAAGCGGCUAAAGUUGGGAACUUGGCGUCGAGAGAGAGAGCUUGUCACGCGAUUGGAUUGAUCGGUGUUACUAGACGAGCUCGGCGAAUGCUGGUCGAAGCGGGAGUGAUUCCAGCGCUUGUGGAUCUGUUUCGAGAUGGUGAUGAAAAGGCAAAGCUUUUAGUUGGUAAUGCCUUAGGGAUCAUAUCGGCACAGACAGAGUAUAUUAGGCCUGUUACGGAAGCUGGUUCGAUUCCUUUGUACGUCGAGCUUCUCUCCGGGAGAGAUCCAAUGGGGAAAGAUAUUGCAGAGGAUGUGUUCUGUAUACUAGCUGUAGCUGAAGGUAAUGCUGUUGUGAUAGCGGAAGAGCUUGUGAGGAUAUUGAGAGAAGGCGAUGAAGAAUCCAAGUUUGCGGCUUCUGAUGUGUUGUGGGAUCUUGCUGGUUAUAGGCACUCUGUUUCUGUUAUUAGAGACUCUGGUGCGAUUCCUUUGAUGGUGGAGCUUGUGAGAGAUGGGUCUCUUGAGUUCAGGGAGAGGAUUUCUGGAGCUAUUUCUCAGUUGAGUUACAAUGAGAAUGACCGUGAGGCCUUUUGUGAUUCGGGUAUGAUACCGAUUCUCAUUGACUGGUUAGAGGAUGAGUCGGAAGAGCUUAGGGAUAACGCAGCUGAGGCGCUUAUUAAGUUCUCUGAAGACCAGAAGCAUUAUGGUAGAGUGCGUGAGGCGAUGGAACAUCCUGUGGUCCAUAGUAUGCAGAGCAGACUUGCUAGAAUCCGAGCCUCCCAUGAACUGAUGGUUAGGUCAAUGCGAAGGGUUACGCUCGAACAUCUUGCCCAUGAUCCACAUUAUAGCUAA
Messenger RNA from Microthlaspi erraticum, 1431 nucleotides. NCBI's taxonomy places the organism in Eukaryota, Viridiplantae, Streptophyta, Magnoliopsida, Brassicales, Brassicaceae. The record is from the annotation of a GenBank genome assembly.